UUCAGAACACCAGUGAGAUCGGAAGUGCGCAACAAUGAGGCUCGUGUUGUUUGUGAUCUUAUCACUCUGCAUUGAAUCCGUGAUUCUGGGCAGUGUUUCGCCGAAGCUGGACUUCGCGUCGGAAUCUGUGGAAGAGUCUGGCGAGAGAAAAUUCUACGGAGUUCACGUGAUUGUGGACACAACAAAGUCCAAGAGAACCAGUGAUCAGACGUCUGAGGAGAUCAGUGUGAGUCCCGGCAAGAGUGAGAAGACGAUUGGCAUCAGGACGGAUAUCACCUUCGAGAUUCCAGCCAGGAAGAUCAAUGAGUCGGCGAAUGGCACGAAGAGCACGGAGAAUGAGUCCAGCGGCACGGCGGAGGAUGAAAAUGUGCCGGUGUUCAAGGGCAGAGACUCAGAGGCGAUGCCAGAGCCUAAAUUCCACAGCAGAGGCGACAGCAGAGAUUGGAAGCCGCUGAUCCUGCCGAACAAUUACGAGGGCUUCUGGACAACGGAGAGGAGCUUCCUGCCGCUUCAACCGCCGCGCAAUCGUCAGCUCUACGGGAAGUUGAAGCCUCCUUUUGUCCCCUACAUGAUCGGGCAGAAUGAGAAGGUCGCCGUGAAGCCACUCUUCAAGCCCUGUCGCUGUGGCGAUUCUUACGACAGUGACGUGAGUUUCGGCAGCAGAAGUGCUGAAGAGCAGCCACCGUUCGGGAACAUCUACUUCGUCCCCAAAGAGGAUUCUGUGGACGAUAAGCUCGGCAGGGGAUUCAAAGCCAACUAGUUUGUCUGAUCUCAGAUUUGUAUUUGUGCUAAAAUAAAAUCCUCCAGUAAAA
Phlebotomus argentipes is the source of this 812-nucleotide messenger RNA. RefSeq lists its product as uncharacterized. The transcript is spliced from 2 exons. The record is from RefSeq and is a predicted model, not a curated record. NCBI's taxonomy places the organism in Eukaryota, Metazoa, Arthropoda, Insecta, Diptera, Psychodidae. The coding region runs from base 35 to 760 and encodes 241 amino acids.